AUCCCACUCUCCAUUCCCAAAUCACCAAACCCUAACACGCCAUGGCCGACGAAGACGCCGACGCGCGCCUCUUCGCCGGCGUCCGCUUCGCGCUCUACGGCUUCAACACGCUCUCCGAGUCCCAGUAUCGCUUAGAGAUAGUACGGUGCGGCGGCGUCGACGUCGGGGAUUGGGACGGGGACUGCACCCACGUCAUUGUUUCCGACACCUUAUACGAUGACCCUGUGUGCGUGGCGGCGCGGAAGGACAAGAAGAAGGUCGUCACUGAGCAAUGGGUGGAAGACAGCUUCGAACUUGGAGAAUUGGCUGAUGCAGAUAAGGUAUUAUAUGCGCCAGUCAGAGAUCCCAAUGGCAUUCCUGGUAGUGAUGAACUUCACAUUUGCCUGACAGGGUACCAGAAGAAUUGGCGCGGAGACAUAACGAAAAUGGUUUCUUUGAUGGGAGCGCACUUCUCCAGGUCUUUGAGAGCAAACGAAGACACCCAUCUCAUUUGCUACAAAUUUGAAGGCGAGAAAUACGAACUUGCUAAACAGGUGAAUAUCAAAAUUGUUAAUCACCGGUGGCUGCAAGACUGCUUAAAGGCAUGGGAGAUUCUUCCAAUUGAUGAUUAUACGAAAAGUGGUUGGGAAGUAGAGAUAAUGGAAGCACAAGCUAAGGACUCUGAAGAUGAAAGAGAAGAUGUUGGUAGAGGCUCAUCAAGUGGUAGACGUAUUGGCAGAAGCACCCUUGUUACAGAGAUUAGAAUGAAAUCUCAUGUUGAUUCUGCUGUCGAUGCACCCAUUCGAGGUCCUACUAUCUCUACUAGUAAUGCAGAGGGUGCUACAGGAAGACACUUGGGCACUCCAGAACAGACCAUGAAAGCAGAAUAUGCAAGCACAAAGUCAUUUGACAUCAGAGCUGACUCAGGAAGUGCCCCUGACACAAAAUAUGCUACAGUUUCUGUUGAUCGUGAUGCCCAUAAAACUUACCCCUCUCGCAUUUACCAGAGUGAGAAUGAUGAGGCUCCUGCAGAUCAGGUCAGUAGGGAUGAAGCUAAAGAUGAUCACAAAAGGGAUUCUGACACUAGGGCUAGUACCCUCUGUACUCCCAGUGUAUAUAAAAGCAUUGCUCCUGCUAUUCCAGCAGACAACAAAAAGAACAUUAAAGGGAACUAUUUUCAUAGCUCCAAUCAGAUCAAUGUCAAUAAUGAUCUUCGGUCAAACGCUUUUGAAGAAAAUUGCUCCAAGCAAAUAGUACACUCAACAGAAAUGAGCAGAAAGGUAGAUGAUCCCCAACCCACCAUUUCUCAGUCAUUCGCUGAAGAAAGGCUAAACAUGCGUGAGUGUAGUCUAGGACCAGAAGACAAUUCAGCAUCAAUAAGUAAUCAAAUUUUAGGCUAUUCCAGAAGGCGAUCGGCAAAGUCAGUAUCACCUGGGGCUAAUUUAAGAUCAGUUCACCAAACAACAGCGCCUCAGUGUUUCAAGGGGGAUACGUCAAGGGUUGAGCUUAAUGCUACACCGAGAGGGAACAAUCAGGAUUUUAGUAGGCAUGCUGAGAUCAGAGGCCUGCAAGAAAAUGAAGUGCUAAAGCAUGCCAAUAGAUCAGGCGGUGGACAUGCUCAGAAGAGGAAGAGCAUUCUUUCUUCAUUCAGUUCAAAGGCACCAAGUGAAGCCCCAGACUCACAGACUGGAAAAUCAAGCAGUCCUUUAUCAAGCAAGGAAAGUGCAUCUGAAGCAGCUGUUUCUAAUCUGAGCAGAAGCCCUGCUGAAUCUACCAAAGUUUGCGGUCAUCUAAACAGUGAUCUAGCUGUGAAUUUUUCAGAGAAGCAAAUGCCUGGCUCAUUUAAAAGUAAUUUGCUAAGUAAUAGGAGGACAUCUUUGAAGCUUGUAAGCUCUGCUGAAGUAGAAAAGCUUCCUGAAAAUUCUGCUAAGUAUAAGAAUAUGGGGGCACUUGGUGAAGUAAAUACACCAGCAAAGCACGAGACAACAAUUGAGAAGUGUUGUGCUAUAUCACCUUCUGUCAAUUCUGAAGUUAGAAAAGAAAGUUCAGGUGUCUCUCUUCAAAAUGGGGACACUGAGAUGACUGAUGCUCAGCAGAUAAACAAAAUCGAAGCUGCAGGUCCUUGCUCAAAACCUGAGAAGGUGGUUUCUCACCAGGAAUUGGAAGCAGAUCCUAAAGAUAUCCCAGUUAACAAGGUCACUGAUAAACAUGGUACAUUUCCCCCGAAAGUAUCAACUUCUAGAGUGAGGAAUUCUGGUGCCAAGAGGUCUCGAAAUGCUGGCAGUAAAGCAGUUCCUGGAUUGAUUAAUAGCAAAAGUGGGGUUGCAACUAAGCCCAUGCAUGAUAAAGUUGCUUCUCAUGAAAAUGUAGAGACACAACAGGCAGAAGGAUUUUGUAGUCCAAAUGCUGCCAAAAAUACACCUUUAUUUGCUGCAGAAGUCUUGAACAGCAAAUCGAGAAAUGAAGUUCAGAGCAGUUCUCUGGGUCCCAACCGUAAGACAAAUGAAUCACUAGUGGUGUCCAAGGCAGAGUCUGUUAAUAUGCCUCUGCAGGGCAGAAAGCUUUCAAGCACUGCAAGUACAGAUGAAAAUAAGGGAAGUUCAUCUCAGAGGGUGCCAAAUUCCGAAUCAAGUAAAUCAUUUGCAAAGGGGUCUUGGACUGCUGAUGUCAAUAAGGCUGAUUCACCAACUAUUGAUAAAACUGAGACAAUACCAUCAAAGUCAAGUUUUAAUGAGGCGGUUCCGCUAGAAAAUGGAGAAGAACACUCAAGCAGUGCACGCGCAGAUGACCAUGAAAUAUGUACAGAAAAUAAAGUACCAAACAACAGGGUACGCAAAGUAGUAGCCAAGAGGAAACUGUCUUCUGUCCAAAAGCAAAAAUCUGGCAGUGAGCCUGGCAUUACUGCAAAUGUAUUGGUAUCUGAAGAUAAAGUUGUCUCAUCGGAGAGAGCUGCACAGAGUUCUAGAAAUUCCGACAUGGUAAUGGUGGAUCAAGACCUGGAGAACACCAAUGAGGUUAGGACAAAUGAUACGGUUGGAUUAUUAUGCAAAGAUGCCAUGGAAGAGAGAUUGAAAGACACACAUAAUUCUAAAUCGAGAAGCAACAAGAGACAAAAAACUGCAGAUUUGGUGGAUGGUUCUACAGACAAUGACAAGGAGAACAUACCAGUCAAUAGUAAUUUCACUUCCAAAACAAGAGCUGGAAACAACAGCAUGAGUUCCAAAUCAACUGCAAAAGCGUUACAGAGCAGCAAAGUUGUGCUUGAUGAGCGUGGUAUGAUAGAAGGCAAUAAUAUUGGAACCUUGAAUGUGUUGGAACCAACUUGGUUUAUUUUAAGUGGACAUCGCCUGCUGAGAAAGGAGUACAAGGUGAUACUUAGGCGUUUGAAAGGCAGAGUGUGCAGGGAUUCACAUCACUGGUGUUUCCAAGCAACACAUCUUGUCACCACUGAGCUCCGCAGAACUGAAAAAUUCUUUGCAGCUGCAGCGGCUGGGAGGUGGAUACUCAAGCCUGAUUACUUGACUGCUUGCAAUGAGGCUGGCAAGUUCUUAGAGGAAGAGCCAUUUGAGUGGCAUGGUAAUGGCCUUAACAGCGGUGAUACAAUUAGCUUGGAUGCUCCAAGGAAAUGGCGCCAACUGAAGCAGCGUACUGGCCAUGGUGCUUUUUAUGGGAUGCAGGUCAUUAUUUAUGGAGAAUGCAUUGCUCCAACACUGGACACACUAAAGCGCACGAUCAGGUCUGGUGAUGGUACCAUCUUAGCAACCUCCCCACCUUACACCCGGUUCCUCAAGUCCAGCAUCGAUUUCGCUAUUGUAUCUGCGGGCAUGCCAAGCGUGGACGCAUGGGUACAGGAGUUCGUGAGGCAUAACAUCCCGUGCAUCAGCGCAGAUUACCUGGUGGAGUAUGUGUGCAAGCCCGGGCACCCCCUGAGCAAGCACGUCCUCUUCAGCAUGCACGAUCUAGCAGAGAAGUCCCUGCAGAAGCUACUGAGGAACCAAGAAGACGUGAUGGAUGCUGACACUGGAGAGGAAGGCGAGGCCGAUGUAGGUUGUUCUACCUGCGGAUCACACGACCAGGAAGGGCUCAUGCUGACAUGCGGCAGCAGUGGAAACCAGGGCGGCUGUGGGGUUCGCGUGCACGUGGGUUGCUGCAACCCUCCCGUUGAAGCCGCCCUAGAUGGUGAGUGGCUGUGCGGCAAGUGCGACGAACAAAAAUCUGCAAAGAAGUCUGCUGGGAAAUCAAGAGUGCUGAAAAGCCGAUGAUUCUAUAGCGCCGCUGGUGUUACUGUGUUGUAAAUUGUAUAAAAGUAGUUAAUUAAAUUAGCUUUGUAAAGAACUUUUCGGCACGCUCUGAAAUGCUUGCUCGGCAUUUCCAGGUUUCUGUUUCUGUUUCCCUGAUCCAUGUGUGCUGUUGAACUGUUUGAGAUUUCCAUGUGCAGAACAUGGUUCAUCAAUAUAUAAAAAUCAU
This is a messenger RNA of Panicum hallii, 4446 nucleotides long. Its product is annotated as BRCT domain-containing protein At4g02110-like. The transcript has 10 exons. The coding region runs from base 42 to 4241 and encodes 1399 amino acids. NCBI's taxonomy places the organism in Eukaryota, Viridiplantae, Streptophyta, Magnoliopsida, Poales, Poaceae. The record is from RefSeq and is a predicted model, not a curated record.